AUGGACUACCUGUUGGAUCGGUAUCUGUUCGAUAACUUGCCUUUCACAGUCUCGCCUGAAACUAGGAAAGGUAUAGGUCAGAAAGCUGUCACCAUGGUCCAGUGGGCGGAUUGGUUUUGCAAAUACAAAAGUCCCGUAGAAUUGAUCCAGAAUAACCCGUACUUUUUCGCUGCUGAGCUCGUCUUUGGAUUUUUAUGUAUGCUCACAUUUGCUCAUGCCUAUCGUCAUGGCGGUCGGUAUCUAUACACAUGGAUUGCCGUAACUGUACAUGCGUUUGUCAUCGAAACACUAGCUAUCUCUGUACCAGAAUUGAAUCUUUAUUGGCAUGCACAGGGUAUGUUGAGCUUUUUUGGAAUGAGAGUUCCUCUCUAUGCCCUUUUUGGAUUUCAUCAAAUGUUUCUCUACACAUCCUAUGUCCUUGUUAGCAGAAUGCGCCUACCUUGGUGGGGUGAAGGGCCUGCGGUUGGCCUGAGUUCUGUGAUGCUUCAAUUACCAUUCCGUAUGUUAGGUACGAAGUUGCUGUGGUGGACGUGGCACGAUACUGAUCCAACGAUCAAAGACAGAAUGUUCUGGACUCCAUGGAGCUCUUUGUAUUUUUAUGCCGCAUGUGCUUGUUCUUUUGUAUGGAUGCUCCGACUAACUAGACGCUUGUUGCUUGAAAAAGAAUAUGACUGGAUGAAAUUCCCAAAGGAGUUGACAUGCUCCUUUCUUACUGGAGUAUUGUCGUACUGGCUAGGAACCGCACAGUUCUCGCUACUUUACUAUCCAUUACAUGACUUUUUUGAGGUGCAUACCGAGAUUACCACCAUCGUAUUUCUUGCCUUCUACGCCCUUCUGGUCUUCAUUGCUGAUAGAAAUAAUCUGGAUAUAGAAGCUAGAAAUGGUAUGCGCUACUGGUUUGAUGAACUCUCUUGCGCGAUAACGCUGGAGUAUAUCUUCCUUAUGGUGUUAGUUGCUUCAGCAGAUCCUCUCAGUGUCGUCAGCGAGGGCCUUCAUCAGCCCAUCGGACCUUGCAAAACAAUGGAAAGUGUACGAACUCCAGCUGGAUUGACACUCCACAGAGAGAAAUAUCUGUGCGCUAACAAGUUCCAGCAGAAUUAUUUCGAUUUCCACUGUGUUCCAAACGGUACCCCUCAACAGCAAGACGAUGGUACUGGAGUGCUGCGUCCUUUGGAGUAUUACGCCGUAUGCGGUACAGACUUUAUGAAUCGCGCUGAAUAUGUCACCAUCAUCUGGUCGUGUUGUGCUAUUUUUGCGAUGUUCUUCUAUCAAAUGGCUGCUUGUUCAGGGCCAACACCCAUUGAUCCCAUAAGGGUUCGUCGGCGUGUUGCUCGAGAUACCCCAUCAAGUUCCACACGUAUGAAUGGAGGGCGAGCAGCACACAACUAUGAGUCGCAGCGAUCGCAUGAAGCGGAGAUCUCACCGAAGAAGGAUCCCAUAAUGACACCCAUGCUGCCUCGUCAUGAUACGUCGAUCAAGGACGUGAAAGCCGAAGAAGAAAGUGAAGUAAAAGAUGAGGAAGCACCGAAAAAGCCAUUCAUUCCACCAGUGAAGAAAAAUGUAUCAAGAAAAGCAGUUCCACCUUCGACUCGUGUGUUACGCUCACGCAGCCAGAAAUCGGAUCGUUGAGCACAAAGUGGAAAACGUUACGUUAGUUACGCUAGCAGAUUUUUUUUAUUUUUUUCGAUGACUUUAAUCUCAGCAAAACCUCUUGUCUUCUGUACAGAUUCCCUCUUCCCCUACCUUAAUUCCUAAAGUAAUUUGAUAUCUACGCUCAGUGGUGACGGUUAACUAUCUCCAAAGUUCAUCCAAAAGAUAUGAUUUAUUUAGUUUUUUUUAAUGCAUUUCUCCUUUAUUUUAUAAGCUCCUGCUUCCAUUCCGUUGACGAGUAUUUUUGAUCUCACCUCAAGGUGUUUUUGCAUGUCUCAAAUUCUUUAGAGUUUGUCGUUUCUUCCAUAGAAUGAAGUAUUUGGCU
Messenger RNA from Cylicocyclus nassatus, 1975 nucleotides. Lineage: Eukaryota; Metazoa; Nematoda; Chromadorea; Rhabditida; Strongylidae. The record is from the annotation of a GenBank genome assembly.